UUCUGAUUAAGCAGCUGUGCUUCAACCACAAGUCCUAAGAAAACUCAGCGGCAGAAUCUCCUUAAACAGACAACAGAGGAUAAACAUAAAACAGGGUUGACAGAUGCAACCUGCUUCAAUAAUUGCAGGAGAAAUGAAAACAGAAUCAGUCUGUUCCCUAUUAAAUCUGGACAACCUGAAUAAUCAGAGGCAUUAUUCUUUGAGAGGAUGUCCAGAGCUGACUGGGGUUUUCUGGAGCACCUGCUAGAGGAAGGUCAGGAGUACUCGACUGGCGUGGGGCGAGUGUGGCUAACCGUGCUCUUCCUCUUCCGCAUGCUUGUGCUUGGCACAGCUGUCGAAUCUGCAUGGGACGACGAACAGUCUGACUUUGUCUGCAACACCAAACAGCCUGGCUGUGAGUCCGUCUGUUAUGACAAGGCCUUUCCCAUCUCCCACUUCCGUUUCUUCGUUCUGCAAGUCAUCUUCGUCUCAGCACCAACCAUUUUCUACUUUGGCUAUGUGGCCCUGAGGACUAGAAAUGAAAAGAGGUCAGAAGGUAAGCCAGAAGAGGAGGGGAGAACACAGAGACAUAGUAAAACCAACGAGUUUAAGCUGGAGGUAAUAAGGGAGGAAGACGAAGUGAGCAACGAGAAGGAAAUGGAGAAGAAUCACAAACCUCAAGUCCCUUCAAAGAUCAAAGGGAAACUGCUGUGUGCUUAUGCGACCAGCCUUGUGCUAAAGAUUCUCAUAGAGAUUGGCUUCAUUUUGGGUCUAUGGAUCCUUUAUGGGUUCGUAAUCAAGGCCAAGUACGAGUGCGAGAGGUUUCCCUGUCCUCACACGGUGGACUGUUUUGUCUCACGACCCACAGAAAAAACAAUCUUCACCAUAUACACGCAGGUCAUUGCCGCAGUCUCUGUUCUCCUCAAUGUUGUGGAGCUUCUCCAUCUGCUUCAGCUAGCUGUAAACCAUCGACUAGAGAAGAGAUAUCAAUGCGAGGAGGAGAUUAAUAAACUUAUUAGAGCGACUUCUUCUAGAAAAGGAUCAGCUAGAGCUCAAAUACCAUCAUUUGAGGGGAAAAAACAUCUCUUUCUUCCUGUGGCGCAUGACGGCUACCCUACAUCAGGGUUAGACUGGGAUAAAAGAGAUCCUCCUUUAACAGAGGACAUGAUCCCUAGCUACAUAAAGUGCAUGAACAAUGUGAAAUCUGCCAUAACUAAAAACAAUCUUCAUAAAAAACAUCACAGGACUGAAGAUAAACUGAGACAUUAUGUAUGAGGAUUACAAAAUGAAAACCAAGGCUUGCGUAAAUGACCAUUAGUGGUUUACUGUGCAUUUGAGGGCCAUAACCUUUGUUUAGACAGGCAGGGAAAUGGGCUGUGCUUUGCGAUGAACUGCCUUUUGUGAUCUGUGGCCAGAUACGGGAGCCUCUCAAGUAGUGAUUCGUUUUUGAGAGGCUCAAGGUCAAGAAAUACUCAAACCACUGAGCCUAAGAGAAACAAGCACAAUGUCUAAAAACGCCAAAGUGAAAGUCUAGUGCUGAAAUGAAUGAUAGAUAUGGUACAGAUAAGGUAGUCCAUAAUGUACAGUAUUUAAGGCCAAAAUCAAAGUCAAACUAUACCAACCAAAUGUAUAUACAAUAUUUAAAAUCUAUUUAUGAAUUAAUUUCAUUUAAUAUUUAUUUUAAUGAAAAGAGUUCUGGUUCCAUUUUUGAAAAUGAUUAGGUCUUUGUUAGAUAUAUACAGUAUGUUGCGUUCACACCAUGUUGUUAUUACCGUUUAAGUUAUUCAAGUUAAAAAUGGUUACGCCACUCUUACAUUAAAAAUAAGGUGGAUAGACAAAUCCAAAAAUACAAGUACUUAAAAUGCCUUAAACUUUUUAUGUCUUUUGUUUAUUUUCAUAUUAUUAAGAUUCUCAGUCAGUAAUUAUUAAACAGAAGUAUCACAAAAUAACUGCAUUUUACAGCUGAAGCAGCUGCCAUUUUAGUGUUUGUAUAUGCUGCAGCGGUCGGGUGGCACAAGUC
Carassius carassius (crucian carp) is the source of this 1999-nucleotide messenger RNA. Its product is annotated as gap junction alpha-6 protein-like. The record is from RefSeq and is a predicted model, not a curated record. The coding region runs from base 208 to 1254 and encodes 348 amino acids. Gene Ontology annotation, biological process: cell communication. The transcript has 3 exons. Gene Ontology annotation, cellular component: connexin complex. NCBI's taxonomy places the organism in Eukaryota, Metazoa, Chordata, Actinopteri, Cypriniformes, Cyprinidae.